Molecule: messenger RNA, 450 nt
Organism: Erigeron canadensis
Lineage: Eukaryota; Viridiplantae; Streptophyta; Magnoliopsida; Asterales; Asteraceae
Product: pollen-specific leucine-rich repeat extensin-like protein 3
Exons: 1
Coding region: 1-450 (149 amino acids)
Source: RefSeq, a predicted model, not a curated record
AUGGAUUCACGGGUUUUUGUCUUGGUCAUACUAGCAUUAUUAACUACAACUCCUAUCGAAGGAAUGAUCAAUCGAAAACUCAACGACGCCACCACUACUGUCACCAAAGACGACCAAAUAAAAUGUGGUGGUUGUCCAUGUAACAAUCCAUGUUACCCUACUACUGCUAGCCCACCGCCACCAUCACCACCACCACCGUCGCCACCACCAGCACCCAAAUUGCCGACUCCAACCCCCGGACUAAACUGUCCACCCCCACCAACAACCACCACCGGAGGUGGAUAUGCAUUCUCACCUCCGGAAUAUAUCUACACCACUGGUCCACCGGGAAAUGUUUAUCCUACUAAUCCGUAUUUCUCCGGUGCCCACCGUAACUUAUGGGCUGGGCCACCGCUUCUGAUGAUAUUUGGAUUAUUAGUUAGUGUUGUAUCAAUUUUUAGUUUACGUUAA